AACCGGCAAGUCGACUAUAACCAGUCAGAUAUACAAAAUGUCGGCGAUAACAUCGUUGAAUCCUAAAGCCGAAGUAGCUAGAGCCGCACAAGCUUUGGCUGUAAAUAUAAGUGCGGCUAAGGGUCUUCAGGAUGUUCUUCGAACAAACCUGGGGCCGAAAGGAACCAUGAAAAUGUUGGUAUCUGGUGCUGGUGAUAUAAAACUAACAAAAGAUGGAAAUGUUUUAUUACAUGAAAUGCAAAUUCAACAUCCAACAGCAAGUUUGAUUGCUAGAGUAGCUACAGCUCAAGAUGAUAUAACUGGAGAUGGUACAACAUCUAAUGUUCUUAUUAUAGGGGAGCUAUUAAAACAAGCUGAUCUCUAUAUUACAGAGGGAUUACAUCCAAGGUUAAUAACUGAAGGAUUUGAACUAGCGAGGAACAAAGCUCUUGAAGUUUUAGAUGAAGUCAAGAUAAGUAAAGAAAUGGAUAGAGAUGCUUUAAUACAGGUAGCCAGAACAUCACUACGUACUAAAGUUCAUCAAGAUUUAGCUGAUCUUUUAACUGAGCAUGUUGUUGAUGCUGUUUUAGCUAUAAAAAAACCAAAGGAGCCAAUUGAUCUUCAUAUGGUAGAACUUAUGGAGAUGAAACAUAAGACCGAUAUGGACACCAUUCUUGUUCGUGGUAUUGUUAUGGAUCAUGGUGCCCGACAUCCUGACAUGAAGAAAAGAGUAGAAGAUGCUUUCAUCUUGACGUGUAAUGUGUCCCUGGAGUACGAAAAAACUGAGGUUAAUUCUGGCUUUUUCUACAAGACUGCUGCUGAAAGAGAAAAGUUAGUUGAUGCAGAAAGGAAGUUUAUUGAUGAUCGAGUUAGACGUAUUAUUGAAUUUAAGAAAAAAGUUUGUGAUGGAAACAACAAAGGCUUUAUUGUUCUCAAUCAAAAGGGUGUUGAUCCUAUGUCUCUAGAUAUGCUGGCUAAGGAAGGUAUUGUAGCUCUCCGUAGAGCUAAAAGAAGAAAUAUGGAAAGAUUAGCUUUAGCUUGUGGAGGUAUGGCUGUUAAUUCCGUAGAUGAUUUAACUCCUGAUGUAUUAGGACAUGCUGGAUUAGUUUAUGAACAAGUACUAGGUGAAGACAAGUAUACGUUUUUAGAAGAUUGUAAGAAUCCAUUGUCUGUUACCAUUCUCAUCAAAGGACCAAAUAAACACACCUUGACACAGAUUAAAGAUGCUGUCAGAGAUGGGUUGAGAGCUGUCAAAAAUGCUAUUGAAGAUACCUGUGUUCUGCCGGGUGCUGGAGCUUUUGAAAUUGCUGCUUACCAAGAGCUGAUGAAAUACAAGGACCAGGUGAAAGGACGAGCCAGACUAGGUGUUCAGGCUUUUGCUGAAGCAUUGUUAAUUAUUGUGAAAGUUUUAGCUCAGAAUUCUGGUUUAGAUCCUCAAGAAGCCAUUGUCAAAUUACAGCAAGAAUAUAUUUCUCCUACUCAAGCUGUUGGUCUAGAUAUAAAAACUGGGGAAGCUAUAAUACCAGCUGAUUGUGGUAUAUUUGAUAAUUAUAGAGUUAAAAAACAACUUCUACAUUCAUGUUCUGUGAUCGCCACUAAUCUUUUGUUAGUAGAUGAGAUAAUGAGAGCUGGAAUGUCAUCACUUAAAGGAGAUUAAUAUAUCUUUAUAAUAGUUUAUAUCAUGUUUAUUUAAUAACUUGUGAUCAUUGGUUAUCAUGUAUUGUCUAGUGCUAUUUACAACAAUCUUUUCUCUUAAUUAUACCAAUAUUUAAACAUGCAUUUUAUGAAUUAAAUGCCCACAUUAAAUGUUGUCUUGCUUUUUGUAUUUCUGUAUUAAAUUUCUGAACAGAGAA
Messenger RNA from Patella vulgata (common limpet), 1832 nucleotides. Its product is annotated as T-complex protein 1 subunit zeta. The record is from RefSeq and is a predicted model, not a curated record. Gene Ontology annotation, biological process: protein folding. Gene Ontology annotation, molecular function: ATP hydrolysis activity; ATP binding; ATP-dependent protein folding chaperone. Gene Ontology annotation, cellular component: chaperonin-containing T-complex. NCBI's taxonomy places the organism in Eukaryota, Metazoa, Mollusca, Gastropoda, Patellidae. Bases 38 to 1636 code for a protein of 532 amino acids. The transcript has 15 exons.